Messenger RNA from Trichomonas vaginalis G3, 999 nucleotides. Its product is annotated as leucine-rich repeats (6 copies)-containing protein. Bases 1 to 999 code for a protein of 332 amino acids. The record is from RefSeq and is a predicted model, not a curated record. Lineage: Eukaryota; Parabasalia; Trichomonadida; Trichomonadidae. The transcript has a single exon.
AUGUCAUGUACAUCAUUAAAAUCAAUCAAAUUACCCUCCGUUGUUGUUAGUGAUUCAGUAUUUUCAGGCUGUAUCUCAUUAAAGGAAGUAGAAUUUCAUCCACAACAAAAAAGCAUACCACAGGACAUGUUUAAGGGAUGUGGUUUUAAGAAAUUCACUUUGCCUGAUUCAAUCAUAAGUAUUGGUUCAGGGGCAUUUAGUUAUAAUGGAAAACUAUCUAAGUUCACACUUGGAAAAGGAAUUCUAGCACUGCUUAAUGUUAAAAGCUGGUUUACCUCAUCUGAAAAACCAGGCAUAGAUGAUGAUGCUUUGGAUGCAAUGGGAGUCAAAAUUGAUAUCGAAGAUGUCGCCUACCCCAAUUUAAACUUCACAAUGGUUAUAUCUCCAACUGUUAUGGGAAUACCAGCUGAUACAUUCGUUGGUUUGGGUUACUUUAACGUUGAAAUUGAUGAAGAAAAUCCAUUCUUUUACGUAAAAGAUCACUCAAUUAUUGAAAAAACAUCCAAUAAAUUAAUAGCAACAUUUGGUGUUGUUGAUGAAAUUUACAAAUUACCAAGUGAAAUUGAAUUUAUUGAAGAUGAAGACGCUUUGAAAUCAGCCGAGCCAUAUGUCUUUGAAGAUAUCGAAGGAAAAGAGUUCUCUAAUGAAUAUCCACAGAGAGUACUGAAAAUCCCUAAGAGUGUAAAGGAAUACUACGAUAUUGAUAUAGAUAUAAUUUGUUAUGAAGGUGAAUAUUACCAGACAGAUUCAGUGGGUCGUUAUGUUUAUGCCAGUAAGAAAUAUAUUUACCCGACAAUUAAUGGAAAAACUCGAAAUGUUAAUUGUGACUAUGAAAAAACAAAUAUUAGGCAUCGUAUUGGACUCACAGGAACCGAAAUUGGUCUAAUUGUUGGUGUCAUAAUCGUUGCUUUACUUCUGAUAGGUGCAAUUAUCCUUUACAUAUUCCUUCCAUUAACAAAACUUAUUAUGAAAGCUGCAACUAAUGAUGUUGCACCAUAA